This is a messenger RNA of Sebastes umbrosus (honeycomb rockfish), 3162 nucleotides long. RefSeq names its product SHH signaling and ciliogenesis regulator sdccag8 (gene sdccag8). The transcript has 18 exons. Gene Ontology annotation, biological process: establishment of cell polarity; tube formation; neuron migration. Gene Ontology annotation, cellular component: centriole; centrosome. Lineage: Eukaryota; Metazoa; Chordata; Actinopteri; Perciformes; Sebastidae. The coding region runs from base 134 to 2236 and encodes 700 amino acids. The record is from RefSeq and is a predicted model, not a curated record.
GGGCACGCUGGUAUCUCAAAACAAACAAUGACCGUUACUACGUGCUAGAUAUUGUGGUUGUUGUUGUAGUUGCUGCACAUAGCCUAGCAUGUGUAGUUAGUGAUAUAUCGUGAUAUAACUCACUUAUAUAUCAAUGAAACCGUUCGACUCUGAUGAGGAGGAAGCGGAGCAGCUGGGAGUUUACCAGAAGGAGCUGAGACAGCGGGCCAACCAGAGCAUACAGCAGCUGAGCAGUGCUCUGGAGCAGCUGAGCUCUGAUGGAGAAGAGGUGGAGGAGCCCAGAGGCAGCGAUGGCAGCCUCUUCACCGCCAUGGCCGAAGAGGACAAGGCUGCAUGGAGCCAAAAGACACAGAGCGAAGCAGUUAAUCAGCUGAAGAGCCUUCUACUGAAGCAGUGCAGAGACAUUCCCUCUCCUCUCUCGCCUUCAAAGAAAUCGUCUCCAGCCAAGAGAGUACAGCAGGAGGGAAGGUCCAAAUUGCCUGCUUUUCAGGAUUUGGUCCCAAUGAUUCACAACCAGUCAGAGUACAUCCAACACCUGGAAGCUGAGGUCAAAUUGUGCAAGGAAGAGCUGCAGGGGAUGAAACAGCGGAUCAGAGUGGUGGUGGUGGAGAAUGAGAAGCUGCAAUCGGACCUCAAAUCCAAAGCUAUGGACGAUUCUCUGAAAGACUACACGAUCCGAAACUCCAUGGUGAAUGAGAGUAUGGCAGCCAACAGCCACAGCAUGCUGCAGAGAGCAGAACUCACAUGGAAAAAUGAGCUGGAACAAUUGAAAGUGAUCUACCAGGCCCAGAUGGAAAGCUUAGAGGCUCAGGUCAUCUCCCUCAGGAAGGAUCUGUCGGUCAGUCAGAAGGAGUGUGAGGAGGUGAAGGUUCGUCUGAGACACCGGGAGAAACAGGCUGCAGAUGCACUGAGGGCUGAUGGAGCUCCCCGGGUGGCAGGAUUGUGUCUGAAGUGUGCACAGCACGAAGCUGUGUUGGCUGGGACUCACACCAAUCUGCAUGUCCAGGCUAUUGACAGGCUCACAAAGGAGCGUGAUGAGUUACUGGUGGCUCUGCGUGCCGUGCGGGCCAGUCAGCAGGAGGCACAGCAGAGAGAGUGGUCAGCCUGUCUCCAAGUCAAACAGGCUGUGGAGAUGGCGGAAGAAGCAAAUCUGUACAAAGCCAGGGUGGAGGUGCAGUGUGAGCAGCUGUCCAGGGAGCUGCUUCGACAGAGGGAACAACUAGAACGAGAAGCACAGGCCUCGCAGGAGAGACUGGCUGAGGCCAAAGAAGAGGGCAGAGCUGAGGCUCGCAAACACAGAGAGGAGCUGGCACACACAGUGUCCAUCCUCUCCCAGCGUGUUGCUGAGUUGGAGGGACAGCUAGACAGAGCUCAGAGAGACAAGAGCUCACUGACCAAUCAGCUGGAAGAUACUCUUCGCAAACUUACCAGUCAGGAACAAGACAAUACCAAGGUGUGUGUGGAUCUGCGAUAUCAGCUCAGCCAGGCCCAACUGAAGAAAGAGGAGGCAGAGAGAGAGCUCCGAGAGCUCAACACCAAGACCAGCAGACAGAUGGAAAAGGCUGCACAGGAAGUGGAAAGGCUGAGCUCAGAGCUGGUUGGCUGUCGGCAGCACCUGGAGGCGGUCCAAAAGGACGGGAGCCAAUGGCAGGCCGAAGCCCUGAGCCUAGCAGAACAGCUGGCAAAUGCCCAGCGCCAACUGCACCUCACCAGACAGGACAGAGAGAGUGCAGAACGGGCUCAUGAGGAGGAAAUGGCGUCUGCGGCCUUCUCAGCGCGGGAAAGAGAGCGAGAGCUGGCUGUGCUGCUGGAGCAAACAGAGGCUCAACACCAGCGCAGAGUUGGAGAGCUGGAUGGUCUGCUGAGUUCCCAGAAUUCCCUGAUCAGGAAGCUGAAGGAGGAGUGCUGCGCUCUGGGAGUCAAACUGGAAGAGCUGACUGGAAACAGCAGAGGAGAGCUGGAGCAGCUGGCCCUGGAGAAACAACACCUAGAAGAGACAGUGAAGAGUCUGAGAGCUCGCUGCUCCGACAUGGAGGAUCAGUGUGUCCAACACGGCCGCAUGCACCAGCGCAUGAAAGACAGGCUGCAGCAGUUGGACCGUCACUGUCAGAGCAGCGCCCAGCAGGUGUAUGAGCUGCUGGCCAAACAGAACCAGCUGAUGCAGGAGAGAAACGCACUCACUGAGGAGAUGCAGAGCCUACACAUGGAGAGACGAGUCAAUACUCUGUCCACAUGAGUCUGUCCUGCUUGUUUGGAUCUGGAUCUGAAGUCAGAAAUCUCCUGUUGACAAGAACAUAUCAAAGUGUCUGUGUUGUGGAGACAAGUGUGUUUCAUCCUUUUUGUAUUGAGGUACACUGUAUACACUGAAUGUGUUAUCACAACUGAAAAUCAGGUUUCAUUUUAUAUUUGACAUUUGGCUAUAGACUGUUACUGUAUAUUAUAUAGUGAGAGGUAACACUUUUUUUAUAUAUACAGAUUUAAUUGACAAAAUCACUCACGCACUAAUAUGAGCUUUUGGAACACAGUUAUUUAAAUCAACUUUUCUAAUUUUCUUUUUUUACAUUUUUUUGGGGAAAAAGUUAAUGCUCAACGCUGUUUCAUUUUGAACAUUUGAACUGAGCUGGAAGUUCAGCAGAUUAUAGUAUUUUUAGCCACAAAGCAAGUAAGAAGUGGACGCCGUCGCAGCAGAUUGACAUAGUGCUUUAUUGAAGCUGUCUGUAAGAAGGAAAAUAAUGUGCAUCCCUAUCAUAUACAUUGUGUAAAAAUACUAAGGAUGUACAGUGUAAAAAAAACAGCUUCAUGUUGAUGGUAAUUUGUUGUUUUCACAUCCUCGCGGCCUCAGCGGCCAGCAGCACUGCAUCCUGACAGCAUGAGGGACACAAAAAGGCUGUUUUGAUCGAUCUGUUAAGUUUUCCCGACACCGUCUGAGGGUCGACGUCAGCUCUGCUCCUCCGACGUGUCAGAGAGCAGCGCUGACUUCAGUAUUACGGUGCUUCAGGGGGAAUUGUGGCCCGCUCUGAGAACAGCUGGCAGCUGUCCACAAAUGUCUCACACAGCUGUAAAAGCUACAGUAGAUGGACAUGGACAUGAAAUUAAUUACAUGUUGUAAUAUUUGUACACGCUGUUUUAUAAAUAAAUGCAUCUCAUGCUUGUUCAUGUUAA